GUCCAAGUCGUCAUGAUUGUAAUUGGCAUCUUACUUAAUUCUUUCCUCGCUAUCGCAGGCAGCAUUCAAACCAAUAAAUCCCAAUUUUCAUUGUUCAUGCUCACCUAGAGUUGACUAGACCUCAUACCUUCGACCUCAAUGUCUUUGAUCCCGUCUUCCUCGUGACCUUCUUUCUCAUCGGUGCCUCCCUCCACCGUCGACAAUCAUGCCUCCAAUAGGCGGGCGCAUCUGCGCUAACUGCCUUUCCUCCUUCAGGCCCCUGGUAACGACAAUCUCGAGACGGCCUCCCCGGUCAGGUGCCUCGCAAUGGCAAGCCCCUUCUCAACUUCGAUCCUUCUCCCAGUCACAUCUCAUGCGGGCUUUCACGCCGCCCACACCUGAAUCUCUGGGAAAAGCCGCUCCUGCGAAACAGUAUAAAAGAAUCCGAAAAUGGUCUCGAAGAUUGGCAUACCUCACCUUGUUCACUGGUGUCGCCUAUGUUCUUGACACCCAGUUCUACGCUUCCUGUCUCACUCGAUGCACGAGAACGUUUGCCGCCGGUCUCACCACUGCCCUCGAUUACAAGAUCAAUUUUCGUGAGAACCCCCCCUUUGCAGACGACAUCACCGAGGUCCACAUGCGCAAUGCAGUCAGGCUUGUCAACCUCCUCCAGACCAAUGGCGGGCUGUAUCUCAAGAUGGGACAGGCCAUGGCCAUGCAGACCGCCAUCCUCCCGCCUGAGUUUCAGAAGAUGUUUAGCAAGAUGUUCGACGAUGCCCCACAGAACGAUUGGGCACAAGUGAGGAAGGUCAUCAUGGAAGACUUUGGCGGAAAGACACCAGAGGAAGUUUUUGGUAUCUCAUUUGACGGCGAUCCGGAGGCCGGGGUGAUGGAACGAAAAGCCCGGGCCAGUGCCAGUGUGGCACAAGUACAUUGGGCUCGACUGAAGGACGGCCGAGAGGUGGCAAUCAAGAUUCAAAAACGUGAGAUUGCCCAGCAAGUCGCCUGGGACUUGUGGGCUUUCAAGGUGGUGACCAAAAUAUACACCUGGUGGUUCGAUCUUCCCCUCUACACCUUGGUUCCCUACAUCAGUGAACGCAUCGAACUAGAGUGUGACUUCCAGAACGAAGCCAAAAACUCCCGGCAGAUGGCAGAAUUCGUCAAGGGCGAACCACGCCUUCGUGAUCGGGUCUACAUACCCAAGGUCUAUGAUGAUCUGACCACCAAACGUGUCAUGACUGCCGAGUGGAUUGAAGGUGUCCGUCUUUGGGACAAAGAAGGCAUCACACGACCCUGGAAGGGUGGAUGGCGAUCUGGUAGCCCUGGUUGCCACGGCACACCGCUUGAUCCUCCUGGUACUCCAACACCAACUCCACAAUUGCAAGCUCGCUCGUCACAGGACGCAGAAGUCAAGCCCGAUCGGACGUUCUACAAAGGAAAGGAUGGUAAAGGUGGACUAGGCCUCGACCUGCAAGAAGUCAUGACCACCAUGGUAGACCUGUUCUCAGCCCAAAUGUUCCUGUGGGGAUGGGUGCAUUGUGACCCUCAUCCGGGCAACAUCUUUAUCCGUCGUCUUCCUAAUGGCCGUUCCGAACUAGUGUUGAUCGACCAUGGCCUCUACAUCCAUAUGUCACCACAGUUCCGGCAUCAGUACUCUCUCUUUUGGAAGUCGCUCAUGAUCUUUGACAACAAGACCUUGAAGGAGGUUGUGUCGCAAUGGGGUGUCAACAAUGCAGAUAUUUUUGCCUCAGCCACGCUGAUGCGACCGUACGAAGGCGGUGACAUGACUGUGUCCAACCGAAUCAAGGGCAUCAGCAAAUAUGAGAGGAAUCGCCGGCAGUACGAGAUGCAACAAGCGAUGCGCAAGGGGAUUCGCGAGAUUCUCGGCGAUGAGACCAAGUGGCCACGGGAGUUGAUCUUUAUUGGCCGCAACUUACGUAUCGUGCAGGGGAACAACCAGUACUUGGGCAGUCCGGUCAACCGGAUCAAGAUUACUGGCAACUGGGCGUCGAGGGCAUUGACCGAGGAUUUACAACUGACAUGGUCAGAGCGAUGGAGAUUCUACGGUAGUCACAUCCUUUUCAAGGUUGUGCUUCUGGCGACCGAUGCCUUCUGGUGGUACUCGUGGAUCAGACAGCGUCUGGGCCGGGGUAAAGGUAUGGACGAGGACAUGGAUGAGCAGAUGAGGAAGAUGGCUAAGGAUUAUGGCCUUGAAAUGAAUCAUUCGGUGUUUGAUGGAUAGAUGGCUCUGGGACACUACGAGCCGGCCUAUUACUUUUACCUAGACGCUAGACUCCGUACAUAUGUAAACUAUCCCAAUCCACCCCUUUCAGUUUCGAGCAAGA
Exophiala mesophila is the source of this 2324-nucleotide messenger RNA. RefSeq lists its product as uncharacterized. The transcript has a single exon. The record is from RefSeq and is a predicted model, not a curated record. The coding region runs from base 206 to 2221 and encodes 671 amino acids. Lineage: Eukaryota; Fungi; Ascomycota; Eurotiomycetes; Chaetothyriales; Herpotrichiellaceae.